AUGGAAGACAUAGAACUCUCCAACCAGCAAAAUCUCAUCGACUUAUGUCUUCAAACGUUUUGUUCACCAUCUCGAACCACUCUUCCCCCAACAAUCGAAACCACAUCAGAACUAUCGGAUAAUACAUCUCAAAUUCUAUCGCAAUGUGGUUCUUCCAUUAUAAAUCUACUCUCUCGUCUGAGUACUUCUAUCCGUAAUCAUACGGGAAAUCACAAAUUAACUCUCCAGAGACUUGAUGAUGUACUCGCUCUAGCCAAAGAGAAGUUUUACGCGUUCCCAUUUAAAGAUGUACCACAAUGUUGGAGAGCAUUAUUUCUCGAGGCGAGUUUAUUGAAAUUUUCUGCUCUCGCCUCGAGGAGAGUAUCAACUUUGGAUGAGAAAGGAUGUGGAGCUUUAGAGUUGGAUAUCACGGAUGAUCAAGCAAUAGAUCGAAUGGUUGAGACAAUGGAUAUGGCAUUAAUCAUGGUGGGAGCCCCUGCUUCAACAUCAAUAAGACUCUCAAUUGAUUGUGCUAUGGAUGUUCUACAAAAGAUUCAUGAAGAGAUGAUAGAUGAGAAUAUUUCCACACAAACACCUACCAAACGCCGGAAAACUUCUCCUAGCAGUUCAUUCUCAAAACCCACAUCCUCAAAUCAAUAUCGUUUUCCACCUUCUUCAAUAACUUCACCUCCUCUCUCAAAUCCCAUCUCUCGAGUGAGCUCUGAUGACAUCAACCUCACCGACGAUGGGACCAUGGAUAGAUUCUCAAAAUACAUGCAUCAACCCCACGAUUCCUCACUCGGAGCAGAACCUCUCAUUAUAACUGGGUCAAUUACUUCAUGGCCCGCUCGCAAUAACAGACCUUGGUCUAGUCCUUCCUAUUUGUUAUCCAAAACUAUCGGUGGCCGACGUUUAGUUCCUAUCGAAGUAGGUAGAAGUUACGUUGAUGAAGGUUGGGGACAAAAGAUUGUUAGUUUCGGUAAUUUCAUGAAUGAAUACAUGUUAUCCAAUUCUCAAGAAGGAAAAGCAAGAGAAACUGGCUAUUUGGCGCAACACAAUUUGUUUUCACAAAUCCCUUCUUUACGAAAUGACAUAUCGAUUCCAGAUUAUUGCUACAUAUACCCACCUCCACCUCACUCAUCUUGUUCCCCCGCAUUAAAGGAAAAAUACACGCAAACGAAAGAAUUAGAAGAGCCACUCAUCAACGCAUGGUUUGGACCAGCCAACACAAUAAGUCCACUCCACACAGACCCCUAUCACAACAUACUAGCACAAGUCGUCGGAAGGAAAUACCUGCGCUUAUAUCCACCUCGAGAAACCCCAAAAUUAUACGCAAAGGGAAUCGAGGAUGGAGGCGUAGAUAUGAGUAAUACGAGUGAGGUUGACAUGGGAGUGAUUGCUGCAUGGGAUGGUACCGAGAAGGAGCAAACUGAGGAGAGGAGGAAAUUCCCGGCGGUGAGCGCUGCGUCAUAUUGGGAUUGUGUGUUAGAGGAGGGGGAAGUUUUGUAUAUUCCGGUGGGCUGGUGGCAUUAUGUGAGGGGGCUGAGUGCAAGUUUUAGUGUGAGCUUUUGGUGGAAUUGA
Molecule: messenger RNA, 1560 nt
Organism: Sclerotinia borealis F-4128
Lineage: Eukaryota; Fungi; Ascomycota; Leotiomycetes; Helotiales; Sclerotiniaceae
Source: the annotation of a GenBank genome assembly